AUGGAAUUUGUAAAUUUAAAGAAUGGUGAUAGCCAAGUGGCACGUUUAGUAUCCCGUGUUGUGCACUUGGUAGAUUAUGGAGCAGAGAUGGAACAUCAUUUAGCAUUUUUGGUUUAUUGUCGAGCAUCUUUUGGAAGAUUCAAUGAGCUUAAGGAAACUCUCGUUCACUCUAGAAAUUCUUUAGCAAUUCAAUCUUUACAAUGUGCUAAGAAAGAUCUGAGUUUUUUCAAGUCAUGUGUCACAUUUAGCGAAGUCACAAUACCUUCUAUCUAUAGUCAGAGACAAUUUGAUCUUUUUCUUGAGACUACAGAGGUUGAUUUUUUAGUGGGCUUGGUUUCUCAUGUAGAUGGAUUGAUUGAUUCAGGAAUCAACUGUUUGUAUAUCUUGGAUAGAGUUGUUAGCUUUCGAACUCCAGAUGAUAUUGAAGUGAUUGUAGAGUUUGAACGGGAUGCUCACAUUCUUGUCUGGUUUAUGUCAAAGCAACAAGUUUCGUUUUGGCAUGGUGUACAUGGCAUGGAAGUUUCAACAUGCGAGGAAGUGAAGAAACUUAAUGGAAUCAUCAGAAGAUGGAAGCUUGAAGUUAUACUUCAGGUUUAA
Messenger RNA from Vicia faba (fava bean), 597 nucleotides. The record is from the annotation of a GenBank genome assembly. NCBI's taxonomy places the organism in Eukaryota, Viridiplantae, Streptophyta, Magnoliopsida, Fabales, Fabaceae.